AUGGCGCCGGCGGAGGUGCUGGGCGCCGAGGUGGGGCGCAAGAUGGUGCUGCAGCAGGCGGAAGCGGGCCAGCAGCGUCCAUCGUCGUCAUCGGCCGCCGUUGCGAAAGUGGAGGCGGAAAGUAAGGGAAAGGUGGAUCAGGUGGUCGUGGCGGCAGCGGCACCUCGGAUGCUGCCGCCUUUGUCGAGCAAGGCAGAGAAGUUCCCGGCGCGGCCGGGGUUUGGGACCGUUGGGAAGAGGUGCCGAGUUCGCGCCAACCAUUUUCUGGUGCAGGUCGCAGAGAAGGAGAUCUACCAUUACGAUGUGGUGAUUAAUCCGGAAACUAGGUCUCGCGAACGAAACAGAUUGAUAAUCAAUGAACUUGUUAGAUUGCACAAACAAUACUUGGAUGGCAGACUACCUGUUUAUGAUGGUAGAAAGAGCAUCUAUACUGCUGGUGCCCUCCCAUUCACGAACAAAGAAUUUGUCGUGAAACUUGCGAAAGCGAACCAACGGGAGGAGGAAUACAAGGUGACAAUAAAGCACGCUUCAAAUCUAGAUCUGUACAGUCUUCGGCAGUUCUUGGCUGGUAGGCAGAGGGAGUUGCCGCAGGACACUAUCCAGGCGCUUGACAUUGCUCUUAGAGAAUGCCCCACCACAAAGUAUGUAUCUAUCUCAAGAUCAUUUUUCUCUCAGUAUGGACAUGGUGGUGACAUUGGCAACGGUGCGGAAUGCUGGAGGGGGUAUUACCAAAGUCUCCGCCCCACACAGAUGGGAUUGUCACUAAAUAUUGAUAUAUUGGCAACAGCAUUUUACAAGGCCCAGCCAGUGAUGGCUUUUGCAGUUGAAUAUCUGAAUAUGCGAGAUGCUUCAAGGCCCUUAUCUGAUCAGGAUCGUCUUAAGCUGAAGAAAGCUCUUAGAGGUGUCCGGGUUGUGGCCACUCAUCGGAAAGAUAAAACCAUACGUUACAAGAUCAGUGGGAUACCAGCAGCUCCAUUGAAGGAAUUAAUGUUUGAUCAAGAUGGGGUGCGCAUAUCAGUUGUCCAGUACUUCAAGCAGCAAUACAAUUACUCUUUGAAAUAUACUAACUGGCCAUGCCUUCAAGCUGGCAGUGAUAGCCGACCAAUAUAUUUGCCUAUGGAGGUUUGCAGCAUCGUCGAGGGACAACGGUAUUCUAGAAAGCUGAAUGAACGCCAAGUUACAGGCAUACUGAGGAUGGCGUGUGAAAGACCCGCUCAAAGGGAGAGCAGUGUUCUAGAGAUUGUCAAUAGGAAUAAUUAUGGCAAUGACCACUACUCAAAAGAAUUUGGCAUGAAUGUGAUGAACCAACUUACCUUGGUUGAUGCGCGUGUACUUCCUGCCCCAAGGCUAAAAUAUCACGACUCUGGACGAGAUAGAGUAUGUAAUCCUUCCCUAGGACAAUGGAAUAUGAUUAACAAGAGAAUGGUCAAUGGAGGAUCCAUGAACUAUUGGGCGUGCAUAACUUUUUCUUCUCGCCUGCACCCAAAUGAUAUUGGCCUGUUUUGCCACGAUUUGGCCCAGAUAUGCAAUAACAUUGCAAAUGAAUAUGAUAUGAAACCAUGCGUGGAUAUCACACAACCGCGCCGUCAGGAGAGUGUCGAGUCUGCAAUCAGAAAUAUCCAUAGGCAUUCUUCACAAGUGCUUGCUGAGCAAGGUCUAACAGGGAAGCAACUUGAGUUAUUAAUCAUCAUAUUACCUGAUAUUAGCGGUUCUUAUGGGAGGAUAAAACGGCUUUGUGAAACUGAGCUUGGUCUAAUGACUCAAUGCUGCUUACCUAAGAAUGUCCAAAAGGGUGGGAAACAGUAUCUUGAAAAUCUUUCCCUGAAGAUCAACGUUAAGACCGGGGGGAGCAAUACGGUACUUGAAGAUGCUUUGUACAAGAGGAUACCACUUUUAACAGAUGUGCCUACAAUAGUUUUUGGAGCUGAUGUGACCCACCCGUCUCCUGGAGAAGAUGCGUCUCCAUCUAUUGCAGCGGUAGUUGCAUCCAUGGAUUGGCCAGAAGUGACAAAGUACAAAUGUUUGGUCUCUUCACAAGGUCAUAGGGAAGAAAUCAUAGCUGACCUUUUCUCAGAAGUGAAAGAUCCACAGAACGGACUUGUUGCCGGUGGAAUGAUAAGGGAACUGCUUGUUUCAUUCUACAAAGCAACCAAGUGCAAACCUAGCAGGAUUAUAUUUUAUAGAGAUGGUGUUAGCGAGGGACAGUUUAGCCAAGUCUUGCUUUAUGAAAUGGACGCAAUACGCAAGGCUUGUGCUACUCUGCAGGAGGGCUACCUCCCACCAGUUACAUUUGUUGUUGUGCAAAAGAGGCAUCACACUCGCCUAUUUCCUGAAAAUCAUCGUGCACGAGAUUUGACAGAUAGAAGUGGAAAUAUCCUACCUGGAACUGUUGUUGACACAAAGAUCUUCCAUCCUACUGAGUUUGAUUUUUACCUUUGUAGCCACGCUGGCAUUCAGGGAACUAGCCGCCCUACACAUUAUCAUGUUCUUCUUGACGAAAACGGUUUCAGCGCUGAUGCUCUGCAAACCUUGACCUACAAUCUUUGCUACACGUAUGCCCGGUGCACCCGUUCAGUAUCAAUAGUUCCUCCAGCGUAUUAUGCACACCUGGGAGCCUUCCGUGCGCGUUACUACAUGGAGGAUGAGUUCUCUGACCAGGGUUCAUCCUCCGCAGCAACUUCACAGCGGUCUGGGCUUGCAAAGCAGCUCCCGAAGAUCAAGGACAAUGUCAAAGAGUUCAUGUUCUACUGCUGA
This is a messenger RNA of Brachypodium distachyon (stiff brome), 2754 nucleotides long. RefSeq names its product protein argonaute 12. The record is from RefSeq and is a predicted model, not a curated record. Gene Ontology annotation, biological process: regulatory ncRNA-mediated post-transcriptional gene silencing. Gene Ontology annotation, molecular function: protein binding; RNA binding. The transcript has 22 exons. Bases 1 to 2754 code for a protein of 917 amino acids. NCBI's taxonomy places the organism in Eukaryota, Viridiplantae, Streptophyta, Magnoliopsida, Poales, Poaceae. Gene Ontology annotation, cellular component: cytoplasm.